GGGAUAAGAGAUGAGGAUGUUGUGUGCCACUCUUACUUCUAAUGGCCAUUUCCUGAUACUGGAACUGGAAAGAGUUAAAUUUUUAAAACUGAGCUUAUUUUCCUACCCCUGAUGUGCUAAACAAUGAAGACAACCUCCUACAGAGAAAUUACAUUGUUCAACUGUUUUGCAUUCCUUUGAACCAACACAUUUACAUCCAAGUGUUCAGAAGUAGUGACACUGAUAUGAAGAAAACGUAGAAAGAAUGAAAUGGCAGAUUAAAAUCAUGCCUGCCUUGCUAGAGCUUCUGUUGCCAGUGACUGCAGAAGAUGGAGAACUUUUCUGAGAAUAUGGACAAUAAUACCCUGAACUGCACCAUUGAUCACAACAUACAUCAGACACUAUCACCUGUGAUAUACAUACUUGUCUUUGUAGUAGGGCUCCCAGCCAACUGUCUCUCAUUGUACUAUGCCUACUUGCAGGUGAAGGUCAAAAAUGAACUGGGAAUCUACCUUUGCAAUUUGACCAUAGCAGACCUGCUUUACAUCUUCUCCCUGCCCUUUUGGCUUCAGUAUGUUUUACAACAUGACAAUUGGACCUAUGAUGAACUCUUAUGCAAAAUCUGCGGCAUUCUCCUGUAUGAAAAUAUCUACAUCAGUGUGGCCUUCCUGUGUUGUAUCUCAAUUGACCGUUACCUAGCUGUAGUGCACCCUUUUCGCUUUCAUCAGUGUCGCACAAUGAAGGCAGCUAUGGUGGUGAGCACUGUCAUCUGGGCCAAGGAAAUUCUGACCUGCUGCCUUGUUUUUACACAUGGUGAAGUGAGUAAAGACUCAGAGAGUCAUGUGGUGUGCUUUGAGCAUUAUCCCAUCAAAAACUGGGAAAACAAGAUCAAUUUUUACCGUUUCAUUGCUGGUUUCCUAUUUCCCUUUUCUCUGCUUCUUUUUUCUUACUAUGGCAUUCUGCGAGUUGUCCGCAAGAGCCAUGGCACUCAAAAGAGGAAGAAAGUUCAAAUUAAGCGUCUGGUGUCAAGCACAAUUAUAAUUUUCUUGGUAUGCUUUGGCCCGUACCAUGUUCUGUUGCUGAUGCGCAGCAUCUUUGAAAACAGCUGUGAAUUUGCUGCCAGAAUCUUUAAUGUCUACCAUAUUUCACUUCUUUUGACCACUUUUAACUGUGUUGCAGACCCAAUAUUGUACUGCUUUUCCAGUGAGAACACCUACCAGCAUUUUGCCAAAAUAGGAAACACCUGUUUAAAGUGCCUAAGAUGUGCACAGACAGAAACCAAGGUAUCCUACCCACUGAGUACUCCAGAAACUGUAAAAAAAAUCCCAAAACAGGCUGAGCUGGACCCAGAGUUGUUAAAUAAGUUACAUGUUCAUGAAAUGGAGGAAACAUCAACCAAUGCUUUUCCAAAAGGAAGAGUGAUCUAAAGUCACCAUGCAUUUACUCACUUCUCCUUUUGGUGUAUAAAUGUAUGGGAAUUAUUAUUAUAGAUGUAAAGAGGGCCAACAGUUCAAAAAAGGUAAUCGACUGUACUACUCUAAUAUUCAUCUUUCCACAUGGGGAAUUCCUUAGUUCCUUUAAAGUCAUUUAGAACUUUACUCCAAAGCAGGCUAAUUAUACAAACAGGCUAGCCUGGGUUUACAGUUUAUUAUACAUCCUAUGCAUAUUGCUGACUCACUCCUGUAAAAUCUGCUAUUCUAUUUGAU
Messenger RNA from Rhineura floridana, 1685 nucleotides. RefSeq names its product G protein-coupled receptor 68 (gene GPR68). The transcript has 2 exons. Gene Ontology annotation, molecular function: G protein-coupled receptor activity. NCBI's taxonomy places the organism in Eukaryota, Metazoa, Chordata, Lepidosauria, Squamata, Rhineuridae. Gene Ontology annotation, cellular component: membrane. Gene Ontology annotation, biological process: G protein-coupled receptor signaling pathway; cellular response to pH. The record is from RefSeq and is a predicted model, not a curated record. Bases 309 to 1406 code for a protein of 365 amino acids.